This is a messenger RNA of Notechis scutatus (mainland tiger snake), 399 nucleotides long. NCBI's taxonomy places the organism in Eukaryota, Metazoa, Chordata, Lepidosauria, Squamata, Elapidae. The record is from RefSeq and is a predicted model, not a curated record.
AAGACAGAGGUGGAGGAUGGGAUGGAGACGCACAUCUGCCAGGUCCACGGCUUCUACCCCAGGGAGAUCGAUGCCUUCUGGACGAGGGACGGGGAGGUCUGGCUGCAGGACACCCUCCAUAAGUCUGUGGCCCCCAACGCGGAUGGGACCUACCACUACUGGCUCAGCAUCCGGAUCGACCCCAAAGAGAGGAGCCGCUAUCGGUGCCACGUGCAGCACGACAGCCUGCAGGAGCCUCUGGACCUGGCCCUGGAAGAACCAGCCAAUUCAACGCCCAAUCUGGGGCUCAUCAUCGGCUGCAUUUUUGGUGGUGGUCUUGCCCUGGUGUGUGUGAUUCUUGGGAUCGUGAAAUUUUAUAACGGGCAUCGAAAAGGCUACAGAGCAGCAGGAAAUGUAUGA